Molecule: messenger RNA, 1177 nt
Organism: Syngnathus acus (greater pipefish)
Lineage: Eukaryota; Metazoa; Chordata; Actinopteri; Syngnathiformes; Syngnathidae
Gene: pnp5a
Product: purine nucleoside phosphorylase 5a
Exons: 6
Coding region: 124-1005 (293 amino acids)
Biological process (GO): nucleoside metabolic process
Cellular component (GO): cytoplasm
Molecular function (GO): purine-nucleoside phosphorylase activity
Source: RefSeq, a predicted model, not a curated record
AUAAAUUGCGUGCGCUCCCUGGAAAGUCGGAGACAACGUGUAACUGCAGGAAAAUAGGGCGCGCAACGUGACUUGUUUGUUUUUGUACCCGUCUGCUUUUUCUGAUUAUUGCACUGCGCCGUCAUGUUUCCUCAAGGUAAGAAGUGCGACACAUAUGAGGACUGCAAGGCCACAGCUGAUUGGCUGCUGGCUCAGACAAACAUGCGGCCUUCCGUUGGCAUCGUGUGCGGCUCGGGCCUCGGCGGCUUGGCGGCCAUGUUGAAGGACCAGGUGGCGUUCAACUACAAGGACAUUCCAAACUUCCCGCAAAGCACAGUGCACGGACACGCCGGACGGCUCGUUUUUGGAACAUUGAAAGGGCGAUCAUGUGUGUGCAUGCAGGGUCGCUUCCACUUGUACGAGGGCUACCCCAUCCAGAAGAUCACGCUGCCCAUGCGCAUCUUCAAGCUGCUGGGCGUGGGCACGGUCAUCCUGACCAACGCGGCCGGCGGUCUCAAUCAGGACUUCAAGGUGGGAGACAUCAUGAUCAUGAAAGACCACAUCAACAUGCCGGGCUUCGCAGGGAACAGCCCACUCGCCGGACCCAACGACGAGAGGUUCGGAGUGCGCUUCCCGUGCAUGUCCGACGCGUACGACCGAGAGCUUCAGCAGCUGGCCAUGGACGUGGGGCAAGAACUGGGCUUUGGGGAUUUCCUGAGGGAAGGUGUCUAUUGCGUGCUGGGCGGUCCCUCAUUUGAGACCAUCGCCGAGUGCAGGAUGAUGCAUAAACUUGGCGCUGAUGCUGUCGGUAUGAGCACGGUCCACGAGGUGAUCGUGGCUCGCCACUCCGGCAUGCGCGUCUUCGCCCUGUCGCUGAUCAGCAACCAGGCGGUGAUGGAUUACGACAGCGAGGCAAAGGCCAGCCACGAGGAGGUCCUCCUGACGGGCAAGCAGAGAGCGGAGCAACUGGAGCAGCUCAUCUCCACCAUGGUGAGCAGGAUGGAGCACAACAACAAUGACGUCUAAAGCCGCCUCGAUUAUUCUGUAGGUUAGACUUUCCUUCCAUUCCAAGGUCCGACAUUCCGUUCUCCCUCCUUGUUAUAUAUUUUUUAUAUUAAUAAUUGAUCAACAUGUACAAGUGUGAUUGAAGUCAGCCUGUUUUUUUUUUUCUAUUGUUAAUAAAGGUUAUUUAAUACAA